This is a messenger RNA of Brassica napus (rape), 1459 nucleotides long. RefSeq lists its product as uncharacterized. NCBI's taxonomy places the organism in Eukaryota, Viridiplantae, Streptophyta, Magnoliopsida, Brassicales, Brassicaceae. Bases 1 to 1179 code for a protein of 392 amino acids. The transcript is spliced from 4 exons. The record is from RefSeq and is a predicted model, not a curated record.
AUGGACUCCACAUCAGCUGCUGAUAACAUAAGGGAAGAUGCUGUGAGCAAGGUUUUGGGAAAAGACAAACCUGGACGAGUAAGGGGCUUUGGUAGAGGGAUUACAGCUAAUAAGCUAGCAUAUCUGCAAUUUAGAGACGCUAAGAUUGCAGAAAUGAAAAGUGAGAUUGAAGAGUUAAAGGGGAUGGUGCGAGAAUUAGCUGAGAAGAAGAAAAGUAAUGUUGAUGCUGAAACAUCUGAGAGUAGUGGUGGAUUCAAAGAAGGAGUCAGAGUACAAAUACUGGAUUGGAUUGAAUCAGAGGAUGUUGUUGUUGGUGAAGGAGAAUUCUGCUCUGCUGAACCGAAGUACAAAAUUGGUCGUAUACCAAUUGGUCCUAAUGCAGUGGCUAUCGUAGUUAAGUAUGCACUAAGCGCAUCAGCUUCACUCUGGAGGCCUACUACGGAUGUGUUAACUCUUGAUGAAGCUGUGGGAUACAAGAUAUCUUGGCCAAUGGAUAAAGUGAUUUUGGAUAAGGAUCCAAACUGUUCUGAAGAUUUAUCUAUGCAAAGCAAGGAAGGUGAAUAUCGAAGAUGCAAGAUAUAUGAUUGGACCAAUGAUGAGGACGAGGUCAUUGCUGAAGGUCUCGUGUGCUCUUCAAAAUCCAAAGACAUGGUUAACAACAUACCUCUGGGUCCCAAUGCUGUUAGUGUCGAAGUAGUGAAGGUGUUCAAUGAUCAAGCAUAUUUGUGGAGGCCAACCGCUGAUAUGUUCUUGAUUGGUGAUGCACUUAGCGAGAAAAUAGCAUGGCCAGUCCUAAAGGUUGAAGUCAUGCCUACACCCGCUACAGAAGUAACACCAACUAAAUGUGCAGGGAAGAAAAUAGCAUCACCUUCGAAGCCAGCCAAGAAAAAAGCAGUGAGUCCAGGCAGCACUAGUUCGACCAGAAGUCCGAAGCAGAAGUGCACUCUCUUGGAUUGCAACAACUCUGGACGUAAGGUAGCUGAAGGAAGGGUAGCUUCAACGGAUCCGAAUGAGUUGUGCCACUUUGUACCCCUAGGUCCAAAUGCAAGCAAGGUGUGGAUUGAUGUGGCUAAGAUCGGUGAUGCAAAAGUCUGGAGGCCAAAUUCAGAGAUUGAAUACAUAUCUGAUGCAAUGGGUUCGGUUGUGGCAUGGCCAAAUGACAAAAUCAAGUUUGUCUAAAAUUGUCGUCUGAAACAUUUUUCAAGUUGGUUCUCAUCGGCUAUGUAUUUCUAGUGUGUGAUCGAAUGUUUAGGUACUUUUUUACUCGGUUGAAAUCAUGUAUGAUAUUAUGUAACAGUUAGCAGAAAAAAAAACAAAAAUUAUGUGUUAUAUUAUGAUAUAAGGUUAUGUGUGAAAAUGUUUAGCUUGUUAACCCCUAUACCCUUAAGUGCAUAAUUUUACAUUAAACCAUAAGCUUUAAAAAUUAAAUCCACAGACGGGAAGACCAAAAAUUAAAAUC